AUGUCUACCAAACCGCUGACUAAAACACCAACCCUCAAACGGUCACGAGUCCAAGCAGAGGACCAAGAUAGCAAUUACGAUUCUUCAGAAAACACAACUCUUAGCCAUUUGUUACAUGCAAAUGAGGGGUUCCUCGAUGAUGGAUUUUCCUACUCAAUACAUAACAACAAGGACCAUCAUGACCAAGCAAUUCUCGAUGCUAGCGCUGACUCUCAAUUACGAAAUGCACUCCGCUUCCUCCCAGCCAAGCCUCAAUUAGACGCUCUGAUUGAAGCAUUCUUCAGCAAUGUCAAUCACCACUACAAUUUCAUACACCCACCGGUCUUUAUACGGCAAUACGUAAAUUGGUCGUGCAGAACGCAACAGCGAUGUCUCCAGGAUCUUCAACUCACAACCCUCAUCUUCAUGAUGUGCGCUUGCGUCACGCAGCAUCUUGACAUUGACGCACAGACAACACUGGGCAUACAUCUGACCCAAUCACCAAAGGAUGUUUCCAAGGCGUAUCACGAUGCUGGAACAAGGCUUGCCGAGGCAAUAUCAGCUGGGUCAUACCACCUGAUGAAUCUUCAGUGGAAAGUCCUCUCUAUCUGUUGGUUCAAAGGCGAGGCCAAAUUCACUGAGGCCUGGCAUAUAAUUGGGCUCGCUGUGCAGGAGGCAUAUGAGCUGGGACUACACAAGUCGCGACACGGGGCGAGACAGGAUAUCGAGGUGCAGAUUGGUCGGCGAGCCUGGCGCGUAUUGUACUGCUGGAACUGGCAAUUGUCGUCGAUACUGGGUCGGCCAUUUAUAAUGAACGACAUCGAUUCGGAGCCUGAACAACCCAACUUGAAAGCUUCCCCGCCAGCACCAACACUCCAUACCAAGCUUCAAUACCAACUCAUAUCAUCUCUCGCCAGGCGCUGGCAAACACCACAAAACAUCAACUCACCAUCCAAGGUCCGCGACUACAAGGCGAUGGUAGAACAUCACGUUUCCACCUUUCCAGCUGUGUUUGCUCUGAACAACCCAGACACUUCGAAAGAUGUAGAGUGGCCUUGGGUCGUGACGCAUCGCUACUAUGUCCAGACAAUGGCGUACUUCAUGAUUCUCCAGCCAUACAAAGCCUACUUACUACAUCCAUCGACAGACCUGUCUGUACCCGAGAUACAGCAGCUACGAGAAGAAGCAGUAGAGUGCUCGCUGAAGACUUUGCAAAUUGCAACUCAAUGGGCAGCUCGAGUUUCACAAGGUGAUGGACAGUUUCAUCUUGUUGUUUUGUGUCUGUUUGAUACGGCUGCUUUCUUGUGCAUGUCUCUUCAAAGGGAUCAAGUGCAUAACUUUCCUCAACGGGGCAAAGUUGUUGUUGCCGUUAAUGAGGCUGCUGCGACACUGAAGAAACUACAGGCAAUUUCACGGGGAGCUCAGUCGUCGUAUGGGCUUUUAUGUAAGAUUCUACGGAAAAUGGAUUGGGAUGCUAUGGAUAAAUGA
This is a messenger RNA of Fusarium subglutinans, 1467 nucleotides long. RefSeq lists its product as uncharacterized. Gene Ontology annotation, biological process: DNA-templated transcription. The transcript is spliced from 5 exons. The record is from RefSeq and is a predicted model, not a curated record. Gene Ontology annotation, molecular function: DNA binding; zinc ion binding. Bases 1 to 1467 code for a protein of 488 amino acids. Gene Ontology annotation, cellular component: nucleus. Lineage: Eukaryota; Fungi; Ascomycota; Sordariomycetes; Hypocreales; Nectriaceae.